ACGAAACCGCAAUGGGACUCUUCGGCCACUCCACCCCCCAAUCCGUCCUCCUCGAGCAUUUCCGCCUCCCCAUCGGCCUCAACGCCGCCUUCUGCCUGCUCCACGUCGAGACGCUCGUCAUGAAGAAGAAGAUGUGGAGUAUAAGUGGUGACGAUUUUAGUAUCCAGAUUUCGCCGGGGCAGGAUGUUGUGCGGUGUGAUGGGCAAGGGUUUAGUUGGCGGGAUCGCAAAGGCCCCACAGUCGGCUCCUCCCCCCCAUGAUCGCCUCCUUCCGCAACCUAGCCUCCGCAAACGCAGCCUCGUCAUCGCACGACCUCAUUGAGCUCAAAUGUAAAGCGGACUGGACCGAUCAACCAGCGAUAAUUACCGUCCUAGGCACCGAACACGUCGUCGGCCGGAUAUGGCGCAAGAUCUCGAAUAUGAGAGACGUCAUUGGAGGGCAGCACAGUCGUGACCUACCGUGGUCUGAUCUUGCCCGUCUUUAAUGUCUCCUCGUGAGAAAUGUUACUCGAUUGUUGACGAUCUGCUUUCUUCUCCCUGUAUUCUUUUUUUUCGACAUCUUAUUUUCGACGUGCGUUUGUCGUCCCCGCUCCGACCUCGUCUUCGACUGGAUGUACACAAAUGUGCAGUGGUCGACUAUGUGGACUCAAAUGUCACUGAUA
Stereum hirsutum FP-91666 SS1 is the source of this 661-nucleotide messenger RNA. RefSeq lists its product as uncharacterized. The transcript has 4 exons. The record is from RefSeq and is a predicted model, not a curated record. Bases 12 to 260 code for a protein of 82 amino acids. Lineage: Eukaryota; Fungi; Basidiomycota; Agaricomycetes; Russulales; Stereaceae.